This is a messenger RNA of Anastrepha ludens (Mexican fruit fly), 11097 nucleotides long. It is a transcript of the gene east, whose product is annotated as serine-rich adhesin for platelets. The transcript has 8 exons. NCBI's taxonomy places the organism in Eukaryota, Metazoa, Arthropoda, Insecta, Diptera, Tephritidae. The record is from RefSeq and is a predicted model, not a curated record. The coding region runs from base 779 to 8242 and encodes 2487 amino acids.
CUCACGCUCUUUAUACGUUUGUCAUUUAUUUAAUUCCGUUUUUGCCGUGCUCUUCGUUUGAUGGUUCCAUUUUAUUUUCUUUCGUAUUCUUGCUCAGUUUUCAUGUCAUGUCCGCUGUUCGCUCAUAAUAUUCAAGUUUAUCAAUUUAUCUGUAUUUGCGGCAAUACGUCGUGUGUGCAUUUUGUGUUAUGUGCGUGUGUAGAAAGAGGUAGAGAAGAAAAAUAAACGGCAGGCGAGGAAAAGUUUAACAAAUACUACAUCAUUUGUAUUGCAUGUGCGAAUAAAUGCAAUGCAAUAAGUUGAAAAAGUGGAAAAUUGAAGUGAAAAUCGGUAGUUAAAUUUGCAUUGCAUUUUGCGAAAGGGCAAAGAAGAAAUUUGCACAUUAAGUUCGUACGUUCCAUAGAGUGUUGUUCGGCUCGGAUGGCCUCGGCUCACUCGUCGCGAGUUAGCGUUGCAAGAAAAAGCAAAAGCAUUGGUGUGUACGCGUGUGAAUAAUGUGCUGAGCGUUGUUAUUCAGUGAGUUUUGGAACGCGGUUAAACUAAAUGCUGGAGGUGAGUUCCAAAAGCAAAGCAGAAAACGCAGCAUUGGUUGUGUUCAGGCACAAACGCUUUGAGCGGGAGCCUUUUCGCCGCUCAAUAUAAUCGCAUAUCCACGUAUGUGCGUAAAGUGAGGAAUCACUCAGAAAGGAUUAAAGAACACAAACAGUUUGCUAAUAUUGCCAGCAGUCUUUAGAGCUCUGAAAAAAUUGAAGCUUUAGCUGCGAGUAGCAAAAAUAUAAUGUCGACACGUAAAACGUCGGCAGCAGCAACAACAGCGGCUGCAACAACGCCACAAGCUGCAACAUCAAGUGCAAAGUCGGAAAAUGCGACAGCAAAAGGAGCGUCGGCAACAUCUACAACAGCAAAGACAAUAGCAGUGGCAUCCACAAAGACUACUUCAUCCACAACAAACACAAGUGCUGAGGAGAAAGCCGAAAUGGGGUCGAAUGCAUCCACUGUCACUUGUGUUGAUGUUGAAAUGAGUGAAGUGACAGAAUCAGUUAAUACAAACAAAGAAACAACAAAGACAGACAUUAAACGCGCCAGUAGCGAGCCAAAGCGUAUAACGAGAAAUUCUCCGUUACUACUUGCAUCUCCAACACCUUCUAGUGGCGCCAGAAAGGAGUCGCGUAGUAACGAAACUUGUGAUUCGGAAUUGACAAAUAGUGAGAGCGAAGACGGCGGUGGUGCUCCGCGACGAUCAUUGCCUAUAAAAGGGCGCAAAUCACUAAAAGAAUGUAGAGAGACCAAAAUAUCUGCCGAAAAGGAUAAAACGGAGACUGAUAAUGCGGCAGAAGUCAAUGAAUCUCAUAAGGCGGCAAAGGAUGUCAAAGAGAAAGAAGUUAAGGUAUCUAAAGAAAUUAAAGAGUGUAAAAAGAAAGAAGAUGGUGAAACAGAUGAAAGCACGAAAGACAAUAGCCUGGCAAAUACACAUGUUAAUGAUAGCACUCAUACUCAAGCAUCAGCAACAAACAGGCUAACUAGAAAGUCUGUGGCACAGGAACUGGCGGCUAAUACCCGAGUAACUCGUAACCGCCAAUCGAACACAUAUCGUCCUGAAACUCCUCCAAACGCCACAACUUCUACAUCGACACGUCCUCGUCGUUCCACAGCCGGGAAGAAAAAUUCAUUUUCAUCAGGUGAGCCAGCUUCAAAACGUAAACGUGCCGAUGACGAAGGUCCUACAAGUGGAACUACAGAAUCCCAUGUUAUGAAAUCUAUCAAAAUUGAACCGAAAGAUGACUUCGAGGUUGCAGAGGAUGAGUUGCCUCCACCAAACCAUGCGACCGCCAGCAGUAGUAAUGAAACUGAGGUUUUGAAAAUAAAAUCAGAGCCUGUUGAAAGUGACGAAUCUGCAACAGAUGUGUGCAUAACAAACUCCAGUGUGACGCGAAGUCGUAGCCGUUGGAGUGCACGCAAACCACAUCAAACAAGCCUGCAAAAUUCCCCAAGCACGCGUGCAACGCGGCACUCGAAGACCGCCUCGCCAUCGCCAACUCCUCUAAGCGGUAAUACAGUAACGGAAGGGAAGCGUAAACGUAUCAACGCUCAAUCGAAUGCACUAACGCGUAGCUCAUCACUGACGCUUCUAAAGACUGCAGCAGUAACAGGCGUCACCAAUCCUGCCGCCACACCACUUCAUGUACCUGACGACGACUCUAAAGACAGCAUGGCAUCUUCAUCCAUAGAUGACUUGUUACCGGAUAUAAAGAUGGAAAAGUUGACACCCGAUUUGGCUGAUGAAAUAAAUUUGGACAAUGAGGUGGAUGAAAAACAUGUCGGCGCUAGCAGUGCCGUUGCUGUGCCACUCACAGUUGAAACGGAAAUGAACAUAGAAUCAAAGGAUAUGAAUGUACCCAAUGCAAUUGAUGGAAUAAAGGAUGUUUUGCCAAAAGCACAGCCAAGCACGUCAUUGGCCACUACCAGUAAUUCCUCAGCAGCCAAUGAAGAAGCUGUUAAGGCAGCCUCACUUAGUCCAGAAAUGGUGAGUGAAGGGGUGAGUGAAAUCAGUGUCAAACAAUUCUACAAAAAACCGAAAUUCUUGGAAAAUAAUUUGGGAAUUGAAGAAGAUCCAAAAUUAGGAGAGAUUGUCCAAAAAGUGUCUACAGAGAAGGAAAAAGAUCAAACAAGCACAUAUGAAAAAGAUAUAAUUAAUGCAGUGGAUAGUGAUGGUACUUCAAUACCACCUAAGCACAAGGCAGCGAAUGAUGAGAGUGAUGCAAUAUCGAUUGAGAGCGAUGAAAUAAAAGAAGGUGAUUUACGAGUAGAUGAAACUCUUGAAGAUAAGAAAAAUUCAUUCACUGAAGAUGCCAAUAGCUUAAGCACAGAAAUUUUGUCACCACUAGUAAUCGAGGAAGAUGAUGAAGUGGAUGCUAUUGCCGAGGAUGUUAUAGAAAUAACGGAAUGUGCGGAAAGUGAAGCAUCCAAAGGCGACAAAGAAGGCACGAAACAAGAUCUUGAAGACCUGAAAAACGUGGAGGAAAUAGAGGGCGAGGAUGAUGUCACAAUGGAGGAAUGCGAGACAAUUUCAAUAGAUAAUCCCCCAGUGCAUGAAAAUAUAGUGGACGAGACACCCGUUGACGGAGAUUUAGAAAAUGACUCUAAGCAUUUGGAGAAUGCAAUUGAUUUCGGGGUAUCAAAUGGAAAAGAUAAAAAAAUCAAAGAAAAGACUAAAACUGAAUGUGAUAGUAUAGAAGCCAAGCUUACAGUUGAAAAUGAAAAUAAUAUUGAUACGAAAGAUGAACUCACUGAGGGUGAAAUGGAUGCAAAGGUAAAAUGUCUAGUUGAGGAGGAGAAAGUGAUAACAAAAUACUCAGAAGACAAGCCUCUCCAAAUGGACGUUGAUGGGGAUGAAUGCAUAGACCUAGCGGAGGCCAUGGAUACUGUUCAUUCAGAUGAGGAGGAUGAAACCAAAUUAUGUAUUGAUAUGCAGGAAGAAGACAGCUCAGCUGCUAAUAUGGAGAUUAUAGAAAACAUUGAAGACGAUGAGGUUGUUGCUAAAAUUGAUGCCGAGUUAAAAAAAUAUGACGAUUUAGAGAAGAGCAAGGUCCGAGAAAAAGUAGUUAUUGCUAAUUCGGCUAACUCCGAAAAUAAUUUCGAACAUAAAGAAAUUAAGUUGCCCCUUCUUGGUGAUUUAAUUAAAUCAAAUUGUAUUCUGAAAGACGAAAAAGAAUCUAUUAGCACCACUGAUAGGCUGGAACAAAAUGAGAGUAACCCUGUUGAGAUAGCAUUGCUUGAAUCUGCAGAGGGUGUUGAAAUAAAGGAAUCAAACGAUACAGAUAAUACAGAAAAGGAGACACCAUUUUCUUCUACAGCAAAUUCGCCAGCUAAACCCUUAGUUGGUCAAAAGGAGGACGAUUCAACAUCCAUGAAGUCCGGCCAAUCGACCGACAGUAGCUCCUGGGUGACGCUUGAUUUGGAGCACGAUGAGGAGGCAUUACGUCAAAAGGAACAGCACUUGCAAAAUCUCGGACUUUUAACACAUAAGGCUGCCGAAAAGCAACGUCAAGAAUACAUAAAAAGUUCCGCAGCUGCAGAAGCUUCACGUGCCCAGCACCAAAACAGCAGCAGCACUGGAAGUAAACGCAAUGGCAAAUCGUCGAGUACUGCUGUAGCGCAGGAGUACACCGGUACGUUAAAAACAGUCAUUAAAAUAAAUCGCAAUACAAGCGGGGGAAGCCAUGCUUCGACCUCGGGGGCUAGUAAUGGCCGCAAAAGCAACGGUAAUGGCAGUCAACAUUCAACGGCUUGCGCUGGUACCUCAAAAGACGCGACAAAUGGCGGCACGGUUCGUAGACAAUCACUAAAAAUGACAUUCCAAAAGGGCCGGGCACGCGGUCAGGGACAUGCAGACCGCGCUGCUGAUCAGCACAGUAAUGUGGAGGAUGCCUAUUACACUAUUCAGAACGAGAACGAAGGUGGGCUAAAAGCAGGCAAUGCCGGUUCUACGGCGGAGCAUUCAAAUGUUCAAACGCAUGGUAGAAAAUCAUACAAUCGAUCUAACACUACUAGCCAUUCUACAAAUACCGCUACCAUUGACUCCUCACAUUCGGAGAGUUACGACGCAAUACGUCACCACCCCAUGGCAAGUACUUCACACAAAAAGGACGAAAAAGAGGAAAUACUCAUACCUGAAAAGGCGUCGUCAUUCAAAUUUCACCCUGAACGCAUAUGCGAUGAUCAGUGUUUUUACUGUAGCGGCAAAUUUGGGAUUUAUGAUACUCCUUGCCAUGUAGGCCAAUUAAAAUCAGCAGAACGACAGCAAAAGAUACUUGCAAACGAAGAGAAAAUAACAGUCGAUAGCUGCUUGUGUGAUGCUUGUUUCCGACAUGUUGAUAGGCGUGCGAAUGUUCCAUCCUACAAAAAACGUGUGUCUGUAACAGGCGGUCUCGUUAAUCGCGCUGGUCCAUCAUCUUCAUUAGGUGUUAGGGAGAUUGGCGAUGCCCCAUUGGAAGUCGAUGAUGCUCCACAGUUUCACAAGUGCUUAGUGCCAAACUGUGCCAAUCCAGCUGCACGUUCGCUGCGCCGCAAAUGCAUACGGAAAAGUGUGAAAAAAUUUCUGUUAAAAUUCGACAUGCCAACCGGUUCAACUUGCGUAUGGCUAUGUCAAAACCACUAUGGCACCGUUAUGCAGUGCACAGGAUGUGUGCUCUGCAAACGACGGCUAGGCAAAAACCACAUGUACCAUAUAACAUCGGACACUGAUCGCCUCGAAAAAGCAUUGACGAAGAUGGGCAUCCCGGUGAAGUUGGGCAUAGGCACCGCUGUCUGCAAAUUAUGCCGUUAUUUUGCAAAUUUACUAAUGAAGCCGCCAGAGACCAACAAAGAACAGAAGGAUGAAUUCGUAAGAAACUAUCGCAAACGCCUACUACAAUUCCACAAUAUUCACGAUGGAAGUAACGACGCUUCCGAAGCAGAUGAUGAAGGUCGCAAUUGCAACAACUUUAUUGAUGACGCAGAAAAGCCACACUGUUCUAAGAGCAAAACGCAAAAAAAAUUGAACCAAACCGAUAGUAGCAUAGUACUUGAAGUGACGCCCGUAAAGAAUUUACCUUCACCAGCAGACUCCAACGGAUCUUCGAUUGAAUGUUUGGGCGAGACAACACCAAUGGAAGUCAGUGCUAGCGAGAAUAAUGAUUCUGAAAAACAGUCCCAAUCAAAACCUCACCUAAUGAUUGCAAGCGAUGUUUUGGUGGACUAUGAUCCACCUACAACACUGUCCACCGAUUCAAAUUCGUCUAGUGCUCCGAUGUCUCCAACAAAUAGUGGAGCUCCUGAGAAACAACAAAUGUCUAAACUUAAGGCGAUCUUGCAAAGUAGCAGUGGCAGUUCCAGUGCCAGUGCGUCGGCCGUGAAAUCUUCAUCAUCCUCAACGGCUGGCACUGCUGCCAAUGAUAUAUCGAAUGUUCUGCGUGCCAAUCCCAACAUUUCUAUGCGUGAACUCUUUCCAGGCGAGGAGGAUCUCGGUUUGAAUUUCAAGGUGCCUUUUGGUAGCAGCACCAGCCAGCGUACACCUGAAGGUUGGACCAGAGUACAAACAUUUUUACAAUACGAUGAGGCAACACGUCGCUUAUGGGAGGAGUUACAAAAGCCUUAUGGCAAUCAAAGUUCUUUCUUGCGUCAUCUAAUACUAUUAGAAAAAUACUAUCGCAAUGGUGAUUUGGUGCUUUCACCCAACGCCUCAUCAAAUGCUAAUGUUUAUACACAAACGGUGCGACAACGUCUCACCUCAUAUGAUCAGGGUCACUGCGGUGGAUUAGUCAGUGCCAAACCCAGUCCGCCAACUAGCAAGCGAAGCAGUACCGACAUUCCGACAGUAGAAAUCAAUGAAGAUGACGAUGAGCCAAAGCGCACUGGUUCGGCCCAAAAUAACGUCCAACAAAUGGAAGUAGAGGGUGUGGCACGAGAGUCUCCCAAUUCAAUUCGUGCAAAGCGCUCUCGCAGUGAUUCUGUGGACAAGCUCACCAAACAGUUGAGCUCUAAUGCUGUAACCAUAAUAGCGCGUCCAAAACCACACACUCAACCAGCGGGAGAUCCUUCUCCCCAGAAGUCACUAUUGAAGGAAAAAUCUAUAGAUAACAGUGUAAUAGCUUCAACUACGCUCACUGUUUUGAGCGGUAACAACGCUAGCGGAGGCGGCAAUAAUACUAAUAACAGCAAUACAUCAAGCAAUAGCCGCAGCAUUUUGAAAACGAAUCUGCUCGGUAUGAAUAAGGCUGUUGAAAUCGUACCAAUAUCAGCUGCCAGUAGCUCUGGUGCUGGUGGCUCCAAUGCAGCGAAUACUUCCGGUAAAACACAAAGUGAGAGUAAACAUCAAAAAAUACUGGAUCUUGCAAAUAAGCUCUUGGACAAUCGAAUCGAAGCAGCGGCUGCUGCAGCAGCAGAGCAAACGAAAACUGGCACUGGCUCAUCAUUACUAACAUCUCCACCGGAACUAGUAAGCUUACAGCGUCGUUCAGUUAGCGUUGCGAGUGGGAACUCCACUAAUACUGUUAGCGCCAAUGCAGCGCCCUCAGCUAGCAUUGCAACUGUAUCAUCUCUCACAGCCAGUCUCAUAAACAACAAGCGUCCGCAGGGCCCUGCCAAGGGAGUAGGUGGCACCGGCGAAAAUAAUACAGCACCGCAUCGCGUGCCUCCACCAAAUGUGGUCAUAUUACCGGACACCCUCACAGUGCGAGAGCGACAGCAACGCAGUUGGCGUCCAACUUUGAUGCCUGUUGAGGAGAAUUUGCAUUUAAUUGACAAGGGAGGACCGCUUUAUCAAACUGCAGACGGGCGCCGGUUGCCAGCGCUGGUGCAAGUGCUGUCGGGUGGUAAGCCAUUCCUCAUCUCUAUUUUCGAUUACAAUCGGAUGUGUAUCUUGAGACGUGAAAAGUUGUUGCGCGAUCAGAUGUUAAAGACUGGCAAGAAUCCACACGACCCCAAGCAGCAGCACGCGCAGCAGCAACAACAACAACAACAUCAGCAGCAGAAUGCAGGGAAAGUAGUGUCAGCGCCAAACCCGCAAGUGGCGAACUUCAACAAGCACGUCGGCAAACAACAGCAUCAACAUCAGCAGCAGCAGCAACAACAACAACAACAACAGCAUCAAGCAGCUCAACAACAACUGAUGCAUUUGCAAAUGUUGCAAAUGCAAAAACAAGCUGCCUUAAAACCACCCGGUCGCUAUCCAUCCAUCGCACCUAAAACCACAGCAACCAUUAGCCACAAUGGCGGUGGGGGUGGAGGCGUUAACGGACCUGCCACUUCUCAUGCGCCAGCUACGAACGUUAAUGUGCCAAUUUCGAGCAGUAGCGUUUUUUCCUCACCGAUGAUGCCAUUGCUCACCAAUGCAUUCUCAAAUCCGAAUUCAAACCCUCUUGCCGCCGCGGCUGCAGCAGCAGCGGCUACAGCCAAACUUAAUACCAAUGCUUGGAUCUGGAAUUUCCCUGAACCGAAUCAUAUGAUUAACGGCAACAUGGUAGCUGGCCAGGGUGCACCCAAACUGCCACAGCUGCUGCACAAAGGUCCGCCAGUCGGCAUCGGUGGUAAUAUUUCUGCAACGAUCACAUCGAAGCAACAACAACAACAGCAGCAACACCAGCAAAUGCUUAUCGAUAACACGUUGAUGUCGAAAAUUCCAAAGACUCUAACUGUCAUACCGCAACACAAGCUAAUGGGCACCAGCGGCAACACGGCGUCUAAUAUAAGCCACAAGGAGUGAUGACGACUUAAUUGUUACGCGAGUGUGAAGGGUAGAAGAGAACGCAGACAGAGUAGACUGUACGGAGCAUGGCUGAGUAGUUGAGCAGUUAGUGAUUAGAUGAGGACGACGAGGAGAUAAACAUGUAAGAUUGCCUUUCGCCAAGAGCUUACACAUACAUAAAUACAGGUAAACUUCCAGCUUUCGCUUCAGUGCAGAUCACAUAGCGAUCGUAUGGACUUAAGCGAAAGCAUAAGUAUGUAAAGAAACCUUUUUAGAUAGUUAAGUUGUUGCCAGUACCCUAAGCAUUCAACAGAGUAAAUAAGUGGACUAAAAACUAAGUAUUGUUAUUUGGCUGGUGCUUUUACAAACCUAAACCGAGUUCAGCAUUUAACGCCAUAUCAGUUAAAAGGAAAUGAGGUUAGUGUAUGCCAGGCAGAUGAUUUAAUUAUUUGCUGAUGGAAAGAUUUAAAGAAAAACAAAAUUUCGACGGAAUGAUUUAAAGAAGAACAAGAUUUCGACGGAAUGAUUUAAAGAAAAACAAAAUUUCGACGGAAGGAUUUAAAGAAAAACAAAAUUUCGACAUUUUUGCACGACAGUCUCAAAUAAAAUGUAAUCUUGGCCUAAGCGACAGUUGAUGAUUUUUUUGCUAUAACACCAUUUACACUGUUAUUUGCGAUGAUUGUAGCAUUUCACAAAACUUGCUUCACAGUUCCAUACUAUUUUUGUGUCUUUGACUUUUAUAACAAUUAACAGUUCCAUUUAAAGUAGAUUUAAAUAUAUGCUGCUAUGUGAGUGCAAUUGCAUAUUUUUCAUGCAUAAAAACACACAAACACAAAAUAGAUUAAAUGGUUUCAAGAAACACACUAUGCAACAUACACAUGCAACUCCUUUGGAUGAUAUGAAAUUAAACAUUGCAGACAAUCAUAGAAUUCAAGCGGUUAUGUGCUGAAUUGCAAAAUUUUGAAAAAAAUGCUGCCAAAAAACGGUCAAUUGAUUUUCAGUUUCAGAACACAGAACGACGUGAAAAAUCAGUUCAUCAUGAGAAACAAAAUUAGAUUAGGAAGGAAACAGCAAAUUAUUAUAAAACAUAUAAAUGAAUGCUAGCUGGUAUGGCUUGCUGUUGUGUGGUUGAGCUCGGCGAAAGUGAUGUGAUUGCACAGAAUGUAAAUAAAUAUGUUAAAGCGUUUGUUAAAACUACUACAACAAAUUAUAUAUAGAUCUGAUAAACAAUUGUUAAAUAUGUAGAGCUCAAACAACUGCACAUUUUUACGUAAAGGCGGUAACAGACCCGACUCUGUGCUUAGUCAAUGUGUAAACGGGCAUAUUAUCACACUUUAUCACUAUGUGAAUUAUUCUUUCAUAUUAACAGAUAUUUUGCCGCAAUGUUUUAAAAAGUAUGCUGGCGGUUAUUUAUCAGGGAGAAUUUUAUGCAUAAUAAUUAUUACAUGUUUCACCAUCCCAACUCUGCAAUCUCAGCGCAGAAAAUGUAAAGUAAGUAAAAAACAAAAAUGAUUUACUUGCAUACAAACGCCCACACAUUACAUUGCAAAACGUAUAUAAAACAAGAAAACACAUCUACAUAAAAAAUAUCAAAAAAAAAAAAUUGUAGUUAUAGAUCUAUAUUUAUUAAUAAAUAAACUAAAAAUGAAAAAUAGGAUUAAAACGUAUUUUAGUAUAGCAGCGGAUGAAAAAAUACCGCAUCCUUUUUAGGCAAUAAUAACAAUAACAAAGUAAUAUAGCAGUAUGUAAAAGCAAAGCGUACAGCGCAUGAAAUGAAAUCUAACCUCAAAAUUGCCCUUACAAAAUUAAAACCUUAGAUUAGUAAAUAAAAAACAUCAAAACAAAUCAACAAAACUUUUAUGAAAAUUUAAGGAAAACAGUGCCUAAAAUAAAAUACAGACAAAAUGAAACCGAAACAACAAGCGAAAUUCUGCAGGAAUUAAAGUUUAAAUUUAUUGUAUGAUACAAUAUAUGUAUUUAUAUUUAUGUUCAUAAACAUUUAAAAUGGUUUAAAGCAAGACUCUUCUAAGCACAACAAAAACGUUGGCUGGAGUGUUACUCGUACCAAUGUGAAACUGAACUUCACGUUGAAUUAAUAUUUUCAUUUAUUCAAAUUGAUUAUAUAAAAAAAAAACAUACAUUGUUGUUAAUUAUAUACACAUAUACAUAUACAUAUAUAUAUUCAUAAUCAUUCAGACAAAAACACUCAUAAAUAUAUUUACAUAAAAAAUCGGGCAUUUACUAUUGUACAAUGCGAGCAAAUGUAUAGAAAGUGAGUAAAAUGAAUGGAGAAUUGCAUUAAUCAUUACUUAUAUGCUUAUACUUUAAUUAUACGACUGGAUUACUUGUUAAUUUAGCUUAAGCUAAACUACCACAUAAUUAGGUAUGUAUAUCUUAGCGAUAAGUUCCAUACUAAAUUAUUUAAUUUGACUUUGUUUAGUUUAAUCAUGCAUUAAUCAAAUGAUUACUUACAUUUCAAAUAUUAUAAAAUAUAGCACUAGCUGAAAAGUCUUUAGUUUACUUCAAGCAUUAAAAUGUCAAAAAGAACUUAGUAUUGGAAUAAAUACAAAGUUUAAGAUUCCUAUUGCAUUGAUUUUCUGCUGCAUACAAUUACUCUAUGUAAUUACGGACAUAAAUAUGGUAUAUACUAUACACGCAUACAAACAUAUAUGAAUGCUUAAGCUGCGUAAUGUAAUCACUUACAAAUAUCGCGCACUCUAUUAUCAAAUUUGUUUAUGCCUGUAGUAUAAUUAUAAUUUUAAAGAAAUAUCAUUUCCAUGCUUUUACUUAAGUUUCAAAGGCAAUUACAUAAUCUGGAAAUGUAAUAAAAAGAUACAUAUAUAAAAUACAUGAACUCUUAUUUCUCCCAUAUA